Emiliania huxleyi CCMP1516 is the source of this 216-nucleotide messenger RNA. RefSeq lists its product as hypothetical. The transcript has a single exon. The record is from RefSeq and is a predicted model, not a curated record. The annotation marks the transcript as partial. NCBI's taxonomy places the organism in Eukaryota, Haptophyta, Isochrysidales, Noelaerhabdaceae.
UUCCGGAACGACCCGAGCGUGCGCGUGCUGCUCCUGCCGCUCAAGUCUGGCGCCAACGGCAUCUCCCUUGUCGAGGCGCAGCACGUCUUCCUCUCCGAGCCGCUCCUCGAGCGCGCCGUGGAGGCGCAGGCCGUGGGCCGCGUCCACCGCAUGUCGCAGACGCGGCCGACGGUCGUGCACAGGUUUGUGAUGCGCGGCACCAUUGAGGAGGCGAUC